Messenger RNA from Lactuca saligna, 507 nucleotides. The record is from the annotation of a GenBank genome assembly. Lineage: Eukaryota; Viridiplantae; Streptophyta; Magnoliopsida; Asterales; Asteraceae.
AUGCCUGCAACGGAAUCGCAGUCGGUGGCGACAAAACUGAUAGCUCCGACGACGGAAGUGGAGUUUGUGGAGUGCGAUUGUUGCGGAUUGACAGAAGAGUGCACGCCGGGAUACAUAGAGAGGAUUCGUGAAAGGUAUCAAGGAAAAUGGAUCUGCGGAUUAUGUGGAGAAGCUGUGAAAGACGAGAUCGUGAGGAACGAAAGGUUGAUCAGUACUGAAGAGGCUAUGGCGCGCCACAUGAACUUCUGUAGAACGCCGAUCUCAUCAGGUCCGCCUCCUGAUCCAACAAUUCAUUUAAUCGCCGCCAUGAAACAGAUUCUCCGGCGGAGUCUGGAUUCACCGAUCUCCGUUAGGUCUAUGCCGUGUAGUCCGACAACGAAGAACACCGAUAGUGCCGGACUUCCUCGAUCGGAGAGUUGUAUUCCGAGGCUUAGGCUUGUUGAUUCAACCUCCUGCCAUGAAUCUGAAGAAGACAGAGAACAGUCAAACCAGAUGCAAUACAUUUGA